Penicillium psychrosexuale is the source of this 777-nucleotide messenger RNA. It is a transcript of the gene fleA, whose product is annotated as fucose-specific lectin FleA. NCBI's taxonomy places the organism in Eukaryota, Fungi, Ascomycota, Eurotiomycetes, Eurotiales, Aspergillaceae. The record is from RefSeq and is a predicted model, not a curated record. Bases 1 to 777 code for a protein of 258 amino acids. The transcript has 3 exons.
AUGCAAGAUGUCCUGGGAAAGAUCCGCGAGUCGAAGUACGACGACAAAUGGAGCAACGGAACAGAGAAGAAUAUCAUUGCUUCGGCCAAGCUCUAUUCGCCUCUAGCUUGCACCUCCAGUGACCCUGAGAAUAUCCGAGUCUACUACCUCUCCACCGAGAACACUAUCAAUGAUGUUACUUAUGAAAAAUCUAAAGGGUGGUAUGAGGGUAAUCUUGGUAAAGAGCGUUUUAUUACCGCACCGUAUUCAAAGCUGGCCGCUUGUCACCCCAAUGGUCCCUACGGGACUAUCAGGGUCUAUUGUCAGAUGGCAGACAACACGAUUCAGGAAUACGGACUGAAGGGAUUUGUUUCAUGGGAUACUAAAACUAUUGAUAGUGUGUAUUUCCAGCAUAUGGAGCAUGGCAUCAUCGAGAAGUGCUACGACAGCAAACGCGGCUGGUAUGGUGGAGGCGCCAAGCUCCCAAAGGUCCAACCCCGGACGUCUAUAGCUUGCACUAGUUACAUGACCAGCUCGGAAACCGUCGGAAUUCGGGUCUUUUACAAUACUUCGAAUACGAUGCGUGAGAUGGUGUACGACGGCAAGUCCUGGACCGAGGGACACUUCCUUGCGGACUGUAUCCCGGGAACGCAGAUUGCUUGCAUCAGCUGGAUGAAUGGCCCGCGUCCGGAGGUUCGGGUGUAUUUCCAGGCUGGUCAUGAGAUUUCGGCGAUUACGGAGUAUGUAUGGACUCAGGGGCGUUGGUCAUCCGGGAAGCUUGCACUUCCUCCUGCGUGA